Molecule: messenger RNA, 1909 nt
Organism: Bactrocera neohumeralis
Lineage: Eukaryota; Metazoa; Arthropoda; Insecta; Diptera; Tephritidae
Product: zinc finger protein 182
Exons: 3
Coding region: 115-1674 (519 amino acids)
Biological process (GO): regulation of transcription by RNA polymerase II
Cellular component (GO): nucleus
Molecular function (GO): DNA-binding transcription factor activity; RNA polymerase II cis-regulatory region sequence-specific DNA binding; zinc ion binding
Source: RefSeq, a predicted model, not a curated record
GUGUCUGAAAUAAUUCCGUGGUGUUUUCUUGCACAAAAAUCAUAAUAAUUAUUUCAUAUUCGAAAAACAGCACAUUUAAAGAAAGAAAUAGAACGUAUAUUGCUAUCAGAAGAUAUGCAAUCCGACGAAGGUGCAAUUUCUUCGUCCAUAGCGUCAUUGGACUAUGUUGAUCUAUCAGAUUACUGUCGUCUAUGUCUGCAAAUACCGGAAGAGUCGCAAUUGCUAGAUUUACAACUUAUUUAUGAUGAAGAGGAACAGCUUAGUUAUUAUGACUGCUUUAUCAUAUGUACACAAAUUGAUUUGCACGCUGGUGGCAUUUAUGCACCACACCAGCUAUGCAAAUCUUGUGGUUUGGAAUUGCAGGUGGCAUAUGAUUUCCAUAAAAAAGUGCAAGAAUCCAAAAAGUUCUUAAAUCAAUUUCAAAAAUCACAUAUUACUGAUGGAGAAAUAUUGAACACAACAUUGACAAAAGAUGAUACAUCGCAGGUAACAGAUCUAGUAAUUGAAGAAGUGGUUCACAAAACAAGUGACGAGACACAACUGCCAGUCCCAAUACAAUUAGAAAAUGAGUCAACAGAAAAUGAAGUUGUCACUACGGAAGAGGAAAAUGUAGAACAGUUGGAUGCGAAUAUAGAAUAUGAAGAGCUGGAAGAGCACAUAGAAAUGGAAGAGUAUCCAACGGUUGAGGAGUUGAUUGAUGAUGACAAUGAUAAGGAGCAACGCACGGCUGCAAUUAAACUUGAAGAGGACUCUCACAUUUCUUCAACAGAUAUUUCCACCGAUGAAUCGGUAUCGGGGCAUUAUUUAACUGUUGCAAAUACAGACAUUCCACCCGUCCUUAUAAACUUGCCGCCACCAUCUGAUACUGAUGAUAUUAAUUUAGAAGAAUAUCUCUUUGAAAAUCCCGCUUCCUCUGAAGAAAUAAGAAGUGAACCGCUGCGUCAAGAAGUGAAGACCUCAACAAAAUCCAAAAGUUCGUCCGGCAAACGUGGCCGAGUGCCACUCAUACCUGGUGGUCCACCGUUUCAAUGCGAAUAUUGUGAUCAUAAAAGUCCAACACGUUCGCUUUUAGCAUCACAUCGACAUCGUAAGCAUCGUUUUAAUAAGCCACCCAAUAAAUGUGCAGAGUGUGGCAAGGAGUUUGCAACCAAACAACAAUUGGAGCGUCAUCAACAGCGUGUUAGUUGUCAGUCCUAUCCACUCUUCAAGUGUGAAUUUUGCGAGAAAACAUGUAUCGGUCGUGCCAACUAUAAUAUACAUUUACGUUUUCAUAAAAAAGUCUAUCCAUAUGUGUGUCAUAUCUGCGCCAAGCCAUUUAUGAUGGCACAACAUCUAAAUAAUCAUGUGAAAACGAAACACGAAGGCCAACGCUUUAUCUGUGAGGAAGCGAAUUGUGGCAAAAUGUUUCAAACGGCACAUGCGCUUAAAAACCAUGCUUACACACAUGUCGAUCAGUUGCCCUAUCGCUGUGACUACUGUCAACAAGAUUUUGCUACCAAGGGCAGGCUUCGCUGGCACAUAAGCAGAACACACGGUAUAGAGCAUACGUUGGAUGAGCUAGAUUGCAUGCUGGUAGCCAAAGAGCUUAAACUAAAGGCGAAAUUGCGGCCAGCAUUGACGCCUGAACCCAUCCAACAAUGUGAGGAGGUCGAUGCGGCCGACUUGGAAGGCUAGUGAAUGCUGAAGUUUUGUCUUCCAUUUUCAUAGCUUUUGGUGAUAACCAAAUAUAAUUAAUAAGCAGAUAUGAACUAAAAUUUAUUUUGUUUUUAAAAUAUAUAUUAUAUACAUGAGAGGCAUGCAAGCAAGACAACACGAAAUAAACUUAAAAGCCGAAAUUAACCUCAAUAAUUAAUAAAUAUAAAUAUAAAUAAUUAUUCCACUUAUAAUCUCAAUAAUUAAUUGAACAUUA